GGUGACGGAACCAGUUUUUUAGGUGGUCGCUGGUCGGGGGAAGAUGGAUGUGUAGGCUUGGGUGACGAGGCAGGCUUUGGGGUGGCGACGGGCUUUGGAGGCCUGCUGGAUGGGCCGGGCUGCGAGGGCUUGGGCGAUGAAGCUGGCUUCGGCGAUGAAGCUGGCUUGGGCGAUGAAGCUGGCUUGGGCGAUAAAGCUGGCUUGGGCGAUGAAGCUGGCUUCGGCGAUGAAGCUGGCUUGGGCGAUGAAGCUGGCUUCGGCGAUAAAGCUGGCUUGGGCGAUGAAGCUGGCUUCGGCGAUGAAGCUGGCUUGGGCGAUGAAGCUGGUUUGUGCGGCUUGGGG
Molecule: messenger RNA, 342 nt
Organism: Volvox carteri f. nagariensis
Lineage: Eukaryota; Viridiplantae; Chlorophyta; Chlorophyceae; Chlamydomonadales; Volvocaceae
Exons: 1
Source: RefSeq, a predicted model, not a curated record